This is a messenger RNA of Lactuca virosa, 672 nucleotides long. NCBI's taxonomy places the organism in Eukaryota, Viridiplantae, Streptophyta, Magnoliopsida, Asterales, Asteraceae. The record is from the annotation of a GenBank genome assembly.
AUGGUUUGGGUGGAAAUUGAUGGGCUUCCUUUAUCAUUGUGGACUUUUCAGGAUUUUAAAAAGGUGGUUGCAUUGUGUGGAGCGGUUCUUUUCUAUGAUGAGGAAGAAGAGGAUGGUAUAGGGACUGGAAGGGUUUGUAUUAAGUCAUCAUGCUUUGAUCUGAUCAAAGACCAAGUGAUUGUUAAAGUUGAAGGUGUUGAUUACGUGGUUCAUGUUCGUGAGCUCUCAGCAUGGACACCCAAUGUAAAUAAGGAGAAUGAAGAAAAAGAUGGGGAAGAAAUCAAUGCAAGUAGUGAUGAGAAGGAAUCAAAAGGUGAUAAUGGUGAUAAAAUUUUUCAUUUGGAAGAGGAAGUUGAUAGUCCGGUUAACAUCCAUAAUGAUAAUUUUCAACAAGACGAAAGUGUGCCAAAGGAUCACUCAAGUGUUGAAUUGGGUGAUCAUGAUCAACGUAAUGCUUCUAAUUUACAACCGGGUGUAGUUUUACAUAAAGAGAAUGCGCUGCAACAUAGUUUUGAGUCUGUUGUUGUUUCCAAGAAUUUAGACAUGAAUCAUGAAGGUACUCAUCAUCACACUACUAAGCAUUUUGCUGAUUCGUCUUCAGCCAGGUCGGCUCCCCAUGGUUUUGGUGGUAUGCAAUUUCACUCCCCUAUCAGGUCCAGACUCUAUUCUUGA